Messenger RNA from Pseudomassariella vexata, 770 nucleotides. RefSeq lists its product as uncharacterized. The coding region runs from base 1 to 480 and encodes 159 amino acids. The record is from RefSeq and is a predicted model, not a curated record. Lineage: Eukaryota; Fungi; Ascomycota; Sordariomycetes; Amphisphaeriales; Pseudomassariaceae. The transcript has 2 exons.
AUGGUAGGUGCUGGUAACCUCCGAUGGUACAACCUCGCAGUCGAAAAAGUCAACCUGUCGGCUCAACCGCGCAAAUCAUCCAACCUCAACAACGACAUCCUUUCCGACAUAACACAGAUCUUGUCCCGAUAUACAGACCACCGCAAAGACAUCCGCUUCUUCGAGGCAGCAGGCAAUAAUUUGCUAUCCGUCAUCCGCUCGGGCGGGUCUAUUCUCGAGUACAUGAACCAAGACGGCCUACUGCGCGCAUUCUACGAAGGAAACGCCCUGUGCACCGGCCCGGCGAGUCAAUGGCUGGACCGCCUCGUGGCCAAGAUCUCCCGCCGCUUUCCGAAACUGAACAUCCUGGAGAUCGGGGCAGGGACGGGUGCCAUCACGUCUUCGGUUUCGAGGGCUCUGGAUGGGGCGUAUGCGUCGUAUACUUUUACCGAUAUGUCGAGUGCGUUCUUUUUGCCGGCGGAAGAGGAAUUUGGAGAGUAGGCUUGAGGUGUGGUCUUCAAGACGCUGAAUAUCGAGAAGGACAUCGCGGGACAGGGGUUCGUCGAGGGCGGGUAUGAUGUUCUGGCCGUUAUGAACGUGCUACACGUUUCUAUUGACGUGAAGGCGACGCUUUCCAAUAUCCGCCGGCUGUUGAAGCCCGGUGGGUAUCUCCUCGUGGGCGAGCUUGUGUUCACCGAUCUAAUCUUCAAUGACAUGACGGUGAGGACGCUUCCCGGGCGGUGGAUAGGCGCUGAGACAGGACAGCCUUAGGGUCCGUUGCUUACUCUGGA